This is a messenger RNA of Striga hermonthica, 1116 nucleotides long. NCBI's taxonomy places the organism in Eukaryota, Viridiplantae, Streptophyta, Magnoliopsida, Lamiales, Orobanchaceae. The record is from the annotation of a GenBank genome assembly.
AUGGGAAAUUGCUGUUGCGGUUGGGAAAACACAAUAUGCAGAGUGUUUUCAAAUACAAAGCCAGAAUCACCAAAAGCCCAAAGCAGUCCAUCGGUGAGAGCCAAGAAAGACAACAAGAAACUGCCCUCGAAUCCUGAAGAAGUCGAAGACCUGCGUCGUUGUACGUCGGCGAACCCGCUAACGGUUUUCGCGUUCGAAGAGCUAAAAACGAUCACCGGAAAUUUCAGACAGGAUUACGUGCUCGGUGGAGGUGGAUUUGGAAAUGUGUACAAAGGAUACAUUUCUGAAGAUUUACCUGUUGCUGUUAAGGUUCACGAUGUCGAUAACAGCUAUCAAGGUCAUCGGGAAUGGCUGGCAGAGGUAAUAUUUCUGGGGCAGCUGUCGCACCCGAAUCUGGUGAAGCUGAUUGGAUAUUGUUGUGAAGACGAACAUCGAGUCCUGAUAUACGAGUACAUGCCUCGUGGUAGUGUUGAAAACAAUUUAUUUUCUAGGGUGUUGCUUCCCCUUACUUGGUCGACUCGAAUGAAGAUAGCAUUUGGUGCUGCAAAGGGACUUGCUUUUCUGCACGAAGCCCAGAAACCCGUCAUUUAUCGCGAUUUUAAGACCUCCAACAUAUUACUGGACCAGGAUUACAAUGCGAAAUUGUCCGAUUUUGGCCUAGCUAAAGAUGGACCGGAGGGUGACAAAUCCCAUGUUUCGACUCGAAUUAUGGGAACGUACGGCUAUGCGGCACCGGAAUACAUAAUGACCGGCCACCUAACGCCUAGGAGUGAUGUGUAUAGCUUUGGAGUAGUGCUUGUGGAGCUUUUAACGGGCAGAAAGUCGUUAGACAGAACACGGCCAGUUCGCGAACAGAAUCUCACGGAUUGGGCAGUCCCCUUACUAAGAGAAAAGAAGAAAAUGUUCAACAUAGUUGAUCCAAGACUCGGAGGUGAUUAUCCGAGCAAGGGCUUCCAGAAAGCAGCCAUGCUGGCUUAUCACUGCUUAAAUCGUAACCCAAAGGCAAGGCCUCUAAUGAGGGACAUAGUAGAUUCCCUAGAGCCUCUUCAGGUUCCUUUCGAUGUGCCAACCGAUCAGCCGGCUUUGAUUCUUUGUAGUGAGGACUUUAAAUCAUGA